This is a messenger RNA of Gymnodraco acuticeps, 1379 nucleotides long. It is a transcript of the gene coq5, whose product is annotated as coenzyme Q5, methyltransferase. Gene Ontology annotation, biological process: ubiquinone biosynthetic process. Bases 28 to 1014 code for a protein of 328 amino acids. Gene Ontology annotation, molecular function: methyltransferase activity. The record is from RefSeq and is a predicted model, not a curated record. NCBI's taxonomy places the organism in Eukaryota, Metazoa, Chordata, Actinopteri, Perciformes, Bathydraconidae. The transcript has 7 exons.
UGUCGCAUAGUUGCAUAAUUUGGCAAGAUGGCCGCCUCCAUGAGACUCCUGUUUCGGAGGGUGAUCCGUCUUUCCCACAUAAAUGUUAAUGUUACCGCUGCUGGAGCUCCAGGCCGGCCCGCUGGCUGCUGGGAGCCGCCGAGCUGUCGGUGCUUUAGCGAGGCCGCCGGAGACAGAAGCACGCACUUCGGUUUUGAAACGGUGCCGGAGACAGAGAAGGCAAAGAGAGUGUAUAAGGUGUUUGAGAACGUGGCGCAGAAGUACGACACCAUGAACGAUGCCAUGAGUCUGGGGGUUCACCGACUGUGGAAAGACACGCUGCUCCACGUCAUGCACCCCCAGCCCGGGGUGAGACUCCUGGACGUGGCCGGUGGAACGGGUGACAUUGCGUUCCGUUUUCUGGAGUACGUUCGUUUUCAGCAAGAGAGGCAGAAGCGGCGUGCGGCCCGGUCCAUGCAGGCACCGUCGUGGCAGGACAUUUCUAACAACUACUCGACAGAGGAGGAGGACGGGCCCCAGGAAUCCAGAGCGGUGGUCUGUGACAUCAACAAGGAGAUGCUGAGAGUAGGAAAGCAGAAGGCUGACGGCGUGGGCAUCAGUGCUGGUCUGUCCUGGGUAGUGGGGGACGCAGAGGAGCUGCCCUUUGAUGAUGACCAGUUCGAUAUUUAUACCAUCGCCUUUGGGAUUCGAAACGUCACCCAUAUAGAUCAGGCUCUGCAGGAGGCUCUUCGUGUCCUGAAGCCCGGUGGCAGGUUUAUGUGUUUGGAGUUCAGCAAAGUGACAAAUCCUGUUCUAGCAAGGCUUUAUGACGCUUACAGUUUCCAGAUGAUCCCAGUUUUGGGAGAGGUGAUAGCUGGAGACUGGAAGUCUUACCAGUAUCUGGUAGAAAGCAUCCGCAAGUUCCCGGACCAGGAGGAGUUUAAAGGUAUGAUUGAGGACGCAGGUUUCUACUCUGUGAAGUACUACAACCUCACCGGUGGAGUCGUGGCUCUUCACUCUGGUUUCAAGCUGUGAGAUGCACUCCUGGAAAACAGAAGCAAAAAGACUGGCUCUGUGUUUCACACUUCUGUCUGUAUUUCAAACUGUGUGCAGAGUUCUCAGACAUGAACGUCAGAGCUCCUCUCUCAGCAAUGACUGCACCAUGAGAGAAACAUGUCGGUGGACAUAUUUAUUUCCCUGCUGAUGGUCUUGGUUCAGCAACGAUUAGACUGUACUAAAUACCUUUGUUGGUAAAGAAUGCUGCACUGAUAACCUAAAUGUCACUAUAUUUGUGGUAUCAGUGUUAAGGCUACUAGCAAGUGAGUUUAUGUGCAGCUUGUUUCAAAUAUGUUUGAUGUAAUAUUUACAUUUUGGCUACAAAUAAAGAAUGUUUAAAGGAU